Messenger RNA from Struthio camelus australis, 5229 nucleotides. NCBI's taxonomy places the organism in Eukaryota, Metazoa, Chordata, Aves, Struthioniformes, Struthionidae. The record is from RefSeq and is a predicted model, not a curated record.
AGGAGCUUCCAUCACAAUCUUUGCAUUGUCAAAGUUGCACUGUCAGCUGUUACCCUGAAACUUUGUUUUCCUGUUUCCUUAUCCGGAACUGAUGGUUGUUCGGUUUAAUUUUUAAAUUAGAUCUCCGAAGAGUUUACCAUUUCAGUUUUUGUGGAUAAUAUAAAGCUUAGAGUGUACUUUUGCAACAAAGGUUUAUAAAGGCUAAUCCUCUUUAUAGGCAUGAAAGGAUGAGGUUAAUUUUGUAACCAAACCGUUCAGGCUUGCCCUUGGGAGAAGGGAUAGGUAGGAUGGGAAACUAUCAGGUCAGUCCCACUAGUGGGUUCCCAUCACCUCUGCAUCCUCCCAUCUCCCAGCAAGUGCUUUCGAUCUGGGAUGUGAAGUGUUGGGUCAGUGUUGUAUCUCUUUUUCUACCGCUUUUGUAGGCGCAAAUUAAACCAUGGUAAGGUUAUAUGAGUACUGUAAUAUUUUUUUCAAGCUUGCUAAGACAAAUCACAGGCCAGUCACAAAAUAAAAUCACAAAUCACAAAGUAGAAAGAGCUCUUGAGAGCUAGGAAACCAUUUUCUAAAUCUGACGUCCUGUUACGCUUCUCUUGCCCCUAGCUAAGUCAUGUACGUUUUCCUGUGUGUGUAUAUAUGUGAGAAAUGGGAUCAGUGUAAACCAGAAGAAAACACUGCAAGACCUGGAAGUUCUGAAAGUGAUGGCAAGCAAAUCAGAAGCUGAAAUCCAGCCUUUCUCAAAGAAAGGUUGAUAAAAACAGAUUUCCUCCUUACUGCGUUUUCAUGUUGCAAGACUUGAGUUGUUUGGAGUUAGCAAAGGACCCUGACAUAUUCUGAUAGGAGAUGAGCCAAGAGCUGAACAAGUUUUUGAGGGAGAAGGUGGAGAUGUGCUAACACGGUCUUUUAAAAGUGAGUCUUUAUUUUUGAAAACUGCUGUACUGUAUCAGUCAGGGAACUCAUUUGCAUUGCAGUCACUGCUUAGCUUUGUGUUUUAAAGGAAACUUAUUUCUAAUUUCCUUUUUUAUUACUGCUUGUGGUUAUUGCAACAUGUCAUUUGGAGAAUGAUCUGGGCCCUCUGCUGGGAAAUGCAUGGCCCUGGUAAGAUAUAUCCUGCAAGAGCAGCUAUGAAAUUUUGGGUGAUGUGUGAACCCAAUAAAGGUCCCAGAAUUGACUUCUAGACCACAGGGUUGGUCUGCAUGUGUGACAACUUAAAACAACAGUGAAGUAUUAAUCACUGAUAAACAAAAUAAAUUUGUUCUGGAGAGGAGAUAAACCUAGAAUUCUGUUUUCCCUGUUUGUCAGGGAAGUCUGUUCCUUUCCUCAUCCUCUAGCAAGAGAGAGAGGUCAAAGUCACAUCCACCAGAUACCAUUGCGCAGUCUGUGUCCUGCAGUUAAAAGGACAGGUUAGCUCUUUGCCAGCGCUUGCACAGAUGCCUUUGUGCUCUCAAAGAGCACUCUUGUUUCCUUCAAUAGUCCAAAAGGUUUGAGUGCCUUUUAUCCUCCCACCUCUUCCCCAAAAAUGUCCUUUGCUAUGACAAGCCUUCAGUAAUUGCCAGGUGAAAUAACAGAUUGGAACAAGAAAUAAUUCCUCGGGAGGAAGAGGAACUAGAAGAAAGUACAUGACGUUCAGAACUGAACUGUUACCUGAAUUGUUAAACUCAUACUGAGGGUGUCAUAUCUCGGAGGAUAUCCACGUCCAUACAAAUUAACCUUUCGGUGAUUCAUCAAUAUGUGGAUUAUUUGGUAAGCGAGCAGAACGUGAAGAGCAUUUUUGGUAAGUCUUGUUUGGCAGGAACUGUAUUAUGCCCUGGGUAACAGUCCUGUGAUAUCUUGCCUGAUAAGAUCUGUAAUGGGAAAGUCUGUUGAUGUGGGAUCAUAAUAGAUGUUUGUAUUUAUUAGAGAGAGCGUAAGCAACAUUUCAGGGAUCUGCUUUUGCCCACACCUCAUUAGUAUGCAGAAUAAAAUACAAGUGUUGCCUUCAUACAGAGACGUUCCCAGAGACAGACAGAUAAUGCCGGGUUGGCAGCACUUGAAUGAUUCUCCCCUUUGCCUGAGCAAGAUGCAAUCAUCCGAUAGAAACACAUCAGCUCAGGAACCUAGAGUAUCCAGUGGACUCAUCAACCCCCAUUGGGCUUCUCGGAGAGAAACGGGGUGCUCUGGGUGAUACCUCGGUGCUCACUGCUCCCAUCUGUCUGUUCUGCCUCUGCCUUCAGAGCUUUUGCGAUGGCAGAAAGCUUCUGCUUGGAUAGAAAAUAUAGCAUCUGCUAAACCACCUCGGUUCACAGCCUGGCAUGUUUUAGUACGCUGAAGUCUGCUAAGAUUUCGGAUCAAAAUUUCAGUCAAAAGAGUGGCAAGAGGAAAAACAGAGUGUGGCAGUGAUUUCAGCUAUGUCAGCUUAAUCUGUGACUGCUUGUGACUGAACACACGUUUCGUUAUUUUCUAGGGGUGCUUUAGCCUAGGACAAGUGGCUCUAUUCAUGACAGAGACUGCACAUUUCAUCUCAGGCUUUCUCCUUGGAGUGGAGGAGAGACUAUUAUUCAAGUAGUCAUGCUACCUAGCUAGCCGAGUGUCCCUUCGUGCCCAUGUCACAGUCUAACUCGCAGAAUUGGAGGGAAGGAGGUAGUGUCUGGUGGAGGAGGAGAUAUGAGGGUGCAGAGUUCCAGUUUUGGCAGCUGAUUCCACCUUCUUCCUCCCACAGCUGCUGAUGCUGAAACACCUGGGCCUCAGGCACAAGCAUUUAGGGCUGAUAACACUGUAAGCCCCAUGUAGACGCUGAUGCAGAACACUGUUACCUUAACAUGAAUUGAGGGGAAAAAUAUUUCUGUUUAGUGUCAUAAAAAUACCAGUAACUGUCUUCAGUAAAACCAAUGCCUGUAGGGCAGGCCUCAGCAAGCGUGUUGUGUUGUGUUGAAACAGUGAAUGGCACGACAGGAGAAGGCCUGGCCCUUAGUGUCCAGGAGAGGAAGCAGCUGGCAGAAGAGUGGGUGCACCAAGGAAAAGACAAAUUGGAUCAUGUGAUCAUUCACGUGGGAGCGCUAAGUCUACUGGAGUCCCAAGAGCUGGCAAGACAUGCAGCAGCCAUAGGCGCUAGUGGUAUUGCUGUAAUAGCCCCCUUCUUCUUCAAGCCCACGAACAAAGAUGAGCUGGUUGCUUUCUUACGGGAAGUUGCAUCUGAAGCCCCUGCUGUUCCAUUUUAUUACUACCACAUUCCUCCUCUGACGGGUGUAAAGAUUCGUGUUGAAGAGUUGAUGGAUGGGAUAAAAGAGCAGAUCCCCACCUUCCAGGGCGUGAAGUUCAGCGACACAGACCUCUUGGACCUUGCACAGUGUAUAAACAAGAAUGACAGAGAAGAGUUUGUAUUUCUUUAUGGGGUGGAUGAGCAACUGCUGAGUGCACUGGCAGUAGGGGCAAAUGGAGCAGUUGGAAGUACAUACAACUACUUGGGCCAAAAAACCAAUACGAUGUUGCAAGCUUUUGCACAGCAGGACCUUGCAUUAGCACGGAAGUAUCAGUUUCGGACUGGUGAAUUUCUUAACUUUGUCAUCAAACUAGGUUUUGGUGUUGCUCAGACGAAAGCUGUGAUGACUUUUGUUUCUGGCAUUCCCAUGGGACCUCCACGGCUUCCCCUUGUUAAGGCCUCGGAGGAGUUCAUCGCCAAGGCCAAAGCCAAGCUGGAUAGCAUUGUCUGGCCUACCAACUGAUUUCACUUCCGUAUGGACCGUCCACGUGGAUAGGGAAUCCCUUUUCUGGGUUUCACUAUCACUUGGCACGCUCCCCAUGUGACAGGCUGAUUUGGCUGUGACUCCUUUCAGGGAAUUUGCAGGCUGCCUGAGCCCCUUCCUGUUAGAGCUGGCCUUGCUGGCACACAUCUAGCCUUCUUUUCAUUUAACCUUACCCAGCUCCCCGGGAUUCUUGCACAUCCCAGAAUAAUGAGCUGCUGUCUUUCAAAGAAGCCAAUUUUCACCAGUAGAACGGUCCUGGCUCCUUUUGUGUAGAAAGCGAGAUCGAUCUCUACACUCCGCUGCUCCCUCCAGCUGGAUCCUGCUUUGUCCUCCCGCUUCACCAGCAUGUCCAGUGCUGCAGUACGUUUUUAUAUGCUGGUUGACACCGUUUGGAUGCUCAGACUGAUAAUUUACUGUUUGUCAUGACGUCCUGGCCCAUUAUCAUGGGCUCAUUGUCGUGACGUCCUAGCCCGCUAUCCUUACUUAUUAGUAGGGAAUCUGUUGGGGCACUGUCUAUUUGUGUAAAAUCCUGUUUUUAUCCUUUCUGAUUAUCUUUGCUCACCUUCACUUAAUGCAAAAUUUAAGAAGCUUUUGUAAUUAAGAACUUUUGGCUUACUAAUGAAUGGGUAUUUCUCCAUCUUUCUCCUUGCAGCAAAACUGAAGCUGGAAUUGAAUUGUAAGUCUCUAUGCAAAUGCAAUGCAAAAUAUACUGUAUUACGUUAUUGGGUGGUCAUCUGUGGUGAGAUUAAGAGGUCCUGUUUUGCACCCCGGACCUGUCUCUCUCCCCUCGCCUUAUCCUUUCUCUUCUGAGAGUAUUUGUAUUUUGCAAAUGUAAGAUCCCGUGCCUCCUGCUGCUAGGGCUGUAGGUUCUGACAACAUUCUUGCAUGCAGAAAUGAUUGCACAGUGUACAAGGAUAUUUGGAAGGAGAAGAAAAGAGAUAGGGCGAUGUGGAGAUCUAGUUCUAAACUUUUCAUGACCCACUGUGUGAAAUAUCCUACUAAUUUACUUUGUAAUUACUUAACACAAAAUAUGGACUAGUACAGGUUUCCCCAACCCCCUCCGAAUUUGUAAGAAAUUUAGGGAAGCUUUCCUCACUCCUCGGACAUGGGAAGAGAGCUAAAUCAGGCUGUGGGUGCUGCAUAUCUUUGGUAGUUCACUGUGUAACUGUUACUCAGGCAAAAGUAGAUGGGGCCUGCAAGGCAGAAGCAUAGGAAAAAACACAACCAUGAACAUGAAACAAGAACUGACUGUUAGGCUCUUUCUUUUCUAAUAGAAACUAAAUAUUUUUAUUGCGAUUCCAGUGCUGCAACCUACUGAUUAUUUUAGUACAUGGCACAUAGAGGUAAACGGCACCUAGAUAAGGCAUCUUUAAAUGAUUGUUUUCUAACAGAUCCAAGUUAUUUUGGUUCAAAAAUUUUUAUACUUGUGUCUAUCAAAUCUUGAAACCGUUUCGUUAUGUUUUGACUCACUUCAGUAUUCAGUAUUGAUUAUAAACCAUUAUUUUAAAUA